This is a messenger RNA of Pseudonaja textilis, 2890 nucleotides long. NCBI's taxonomy places the organism in Eukaryota, Metazoa, Chordata, Lepidosauria, Squamata, Elapidae. The record is from RefSeq and is a predicted model, not a curated record.
CUAGGGAUGGAGGAAGAUUACCAGUUCCUGUUGUGCAACCGAUGCCAGAGACAAGCUGGGAACCCCAAACUUCUCACCUGCCUCCACACCCUCUGCACCGAAUGCCUCGAGGAGAACAAGCCCAUCGGGCAAUGCCCCGUGUGUGAAAGCCCCAUCCAGACCUCGGACGGGUCCCCGCUUAAGGAUAAUUCGCUUUUCUCCAACCUCCAGAUCAAGCUGAACACCUACCAGAAGAUUGUCAGCAACGAAGUGCUGUUUUGCAACCUGUGCAAAGAAGAGGCGGAGUUUUGGUGCUCCGAGUGCUCCGAGUUCCUGUGCCGGAAGUGUUACGAAGCCCACCAGUGGUACCUGAAGCAGAAAAGCCACGAGUCCCAACGGCUGGCCGACCUGAAGAAGGAGACGGCCCAGAGUUUCCUGGAAGGGUUGAAGAAGUCUUGUACUCUCUUUUGUGCUGAGCGCAGCCACAACAAUCAGGUCAUCAGCAUCUAUUGCCGUGGCUGCCACAAACCCCUGUGUUGCUCUUGUGCCCUGCUCGACGGAGAACACUACAACGCCAAGCUUUACAGUGACAUCCAGGUGGAAAUUGAGAACCGGAAGGAGGAACUGAGCAGGCUGAAGGAGGAGCUGGCGGAGAAGAAGAGGAGUUACGAGAGUAGCCACGACAGUGUCCGCGAGCAGCUCAAGAAGCUGGAGAAGGUGCAGAGCGAGACCCAUGAGGUGAUCCAGAAGGAGGUGGAAGACAUGGUCCAGUGGAUCCAGCAGAAGGGGGAGAAACUCAUGGAGAAAGUGGACCGGCAACUGUGCCGGGAGCAGGAAGAAGCCAAGAAGAAGCUGACGUGCAUGGAGAAGAUCCUCAAGCAAAUGGAUGCCGGUACGCAGCUGGUGGAGAAGAUGGGCCUCUUUGCCUCCGACCAAGAGGUGAUAGACAUGCAUCCCUUCAUCAAGGAGUCCCUGGAGAGGCUCAAGAAAGAGAAGCUGCCCGUUUCCAGCCUUCAGAUCCAAGUGGAGAACUUCGACGAGGUCCGAGGGGAGCUCCAAGCUCUGUGUAACAGAGUCAAAGGAGAAGAUGCUUGUGGGUGUACAGUUUCCACGCCCAGAUCUCACAGUUCCGUGGUCAAUUCGGAGAGUCCGUCCAAUGAGAAACCUCAAGACAAACCCCAGGGAAUCAAAAUUCCAACGUACACCAUCAACAUUACCAAAGCAUUCCAGGGUUUUACCACAUCGAUUAGGUUGCCCAUCAAGCGACCCUCAGCCCAGCUGGAGAAGUCCACCCAGGCUUCCCCCAAGAUGUUGAAGUUGGAAGAACCGGAGUGCGAUGCCCCUAAGGUCUCUAACCAGCAAGGAGAAUGUCCCCAGGAGAACGUCCCCAGGUCUGGACAGCCUUCGUUCCGUGAAUCCACACCAGAGCCCCAGCAAAGAGAACCUUCCAGUUCGUUGAUACUCAGGGAAGAUUCCCCUUCUGGGAUCUGUGAACCAGGUAUGAGGAGAAGCAGAUGGUGCCAGCAUUGUGAUCAGUAGCUCCGAAGACACCGAAGAUGACGCUGCGUGACCACCUGCUUGUUCCAGACUGGUUUCCAGUAAACUGAGCCUGAGUUAGCAGCCACAGGAUGGACUGACAUUUUUCUCCUAUGCUUCUUUUAGUCAAAUCCCUGAAGAGUAAAUAGCUGCUUCACAGCACCAACUUCGAGCUGUUGUUUCCCUCCAGGGCCUUUUGCCUCAUGGAAAAUGAUUGUCUCUUUUUCCUCCUUUGUGCACAAUUUUAUCCAGCCUGUAAUUAUAAGCAUUGGAUCACGCAUUGCUCAUCUCUGGAUCCACAUGCCUUCCGUAGGUGCAGUCAGGCGUGGCUGCUGAACAAAAUUUAUAUUUCUACUCAGUUCCUGGAAUUUGUUACCUGCUUGUUCUGCUAAGAGUUUCUUCCAAAUAGCCUUGGGGUGGGUUUUUGGUUUUUUUGCCUGAUUUAUAGCUUAGUAACUAGAGGAACUCAAAGUAAAUAGCCUUUCACCUUCCGUUAGCGGAUUUGGUCUGCCUGGUUUUCUGAUUAUUACCGAAAGUUUGUACGUCAUACUUUUUUUAAAAAAAAAAAAGGGCAAAGAUGCUGUUUGGGCUUACUUCAUUUUUUGGAGAACCUAAGAUAAGCAACAAACCUUUGUACUGGCUAAAAUAGAACUACAACUCCUGAUAGCUUUUUAAAAAGGUCCAAUGAACUCUGAUGGAGAUCAUCAAUUCAAAUUAAGUUGAAUCUCUCAGUUUUAAAGUCUGGUCAGUUUCUCACUGAUUAUUUAUUCCUAAAUAAUCUGUCUCCUUGAUGUGGUGCUUUUAAAGGAAGCAGUUCCCAAAAUGCUCUGGAUUACCGCCCCCCCCCAAAAAAACUCCAAAGAACCUCGAUUCUUAAAAGUCAUGCUGAUAGCAAGAUGGGUGGCGAAUAAAAUUAACAAAUAAGUAAAAUAAAAUCAAUUGUAAACUGUGUGUGCCCGCUGUGAAAAGGACAUAGAAGAGAGAGGGUGUCACCUCUCUGUUCAUUAAAAGAAGUGCAUUAGAGUAAUUUACUCUCCCUAAUAAGCCUGAAGAAAGAUGCAGCUAUUUUAAUGAAACGGCUAAUAAAAGUGCCGUGUUUUAAAGCAAUCCCAAGGUUCCUCUAAUUGAAAUUAGGACUUGGUUUGCCUGCUAGGCUAAGCUAGCCUUGGUUUAAUCAUGGAUCAGUGAAUUAACAAGGUUGGCUGGCUACACACAGUGUAUUAAGCUCUGAGCCAGUUGUGUGUGCGCGCGCUGCCUUGAAUUUUUUGUAAAAAUAAAGAAAAGGGAUAUAAAUAAGUUAAACAAACAGGUUUUACAAGCCAUCAUGUCUAAUUUCCCCCAAUAUGCUAAGCCAAAUUCAAAUAAAGCACAUUAU